AUGUAUAGUCGAUUCUUUACCCAUGGUAGAAUAUUGUUUCGACAACUCUCAGCCAAACGAUCUUACAUUGCUCCAGCUGUCGGAACAACAGUUGCUGGUGUUUUCUGGGGAUCAGCUCCAAAGAAGGAUGAAAAACAAGUAGUUCUAGAUGUUAUUAAAGAUGCUGAUAUCUUCUACAAUCAAUACAUGAUUGAUAAUGCAUAUGGUUUGUUAAGAAAGUAGGUAUUUGUGAAUUUGUUCGUUUGUUAGUUAUAUUUUGUGCACUAAAGCAUAUUGUUGUAGGUUCCGCAAGUCUGAUGAUCCGGAAAUGUUGUGGAGAUUGGCUAGAGUAAUAUGUGAACAAGGAAAAGGUUGUGCUAAUAAAGAAGAAAAGUUGAGGUUGUUCAAGGAAGCGUUGGAGUACGCAUCAAAGGCUUUAUCGAAUUCAGAAGCCGGUGGUUGUUUUGGAGCUAACAAAUGGUAUGUUAACUUGAUCUAAAUUGAGUAUUUUAUAGGUAUGCUAUCAUCCUUAACUACGUCAGUGAAUUGGAAGGGACAAAAGCGCAGAUCAAAGCCAGUUUGGAUGUGAAAAGACAUCUGGAGAGAGCUGUGGAACUGAAUCCUAUGGAUGCUACCAGUUGGAUGAUUUUAGGUAACAUUUUUUUAUUUUUUUUAUUUUUUACUAUUUUUAAGCCUUCUUUUAUAUCAUAAUCGUUUUUUAGGAAUGUGGCAUUACUCGUUUGCCAACCUAGGAUACGCUAGCCGUUUGGCUGCAAAAGCCAUUUACGGCUCUCCACCAUCCUCAACAUACGAAGAAGCCUUACGAAACUUUGAAAGGUGAUUAAAUUCGAUCAACUUUAUCAUUGUUUGCCUGGAGGUAUAUCAAUUGUUUUAUUUCAGAGCUGAGCUGAUCCAACCUCAAUUUUCAUCUUCCAACAACUUUUACCUUGGUCAAUGUUAUGAACAACUAGGAAGAAAAGAGGAAGCUGUACGUGAAUAUCAAAAGGCAUUUAACGCUCCUUGUGUCAGCGUCGAUGAUAAUGAAUAUCACCAAAAGGUAAUAGUGUUAUUAUACUAGGAUGUUUAAUAAUCCUGGUUGCUAUUGCAGUUGUUACCUAUUUCAUGUAUAUGUUAAUUCAUGAUUUUAGGCAUUCGAAAAGCUGAAAAAGCUGGGCUUCAAUCCUGCAACUCUCACAAAUUGA
Bursaphelenchus okinawaensis is the source of this 1181-nucleotide messenger RNA. NCBI's taxonomy places the organism in Eukaryota, Metazoa, Nematoda, Chromadorea, Rhabditida, Aphelenchoididae. The record is from the annotation of a GenBank genome assembly.